Topomyia yanbarensis is the source of this 2856-nucleotide messenger RNA. RefSeq lists its product as uncharacterized. The coding region runs from base 1 to 2856 and encodes 951 amino acids. Gene Ontology annotation, biological process: DNA integration. NCBI's taxonomy places the organism in Eukaryota, Metazoa, Arthropoda, Insecta, Diptera, Culicidae. Gene Ontology annotation, molecular function: nucleic acid binding. The record is from RefSeq and is a predicted model, not a curated record. The transcript has a single exon.
AUGUCAGUAGACUGGAACAGUGUGAUUCAGGGUCCGAGUGUUAUUAACACGAUUGCUGCUACGUCUUUUUCUUGCCAUGAUAUUGCUGUAAAAACAUUGCUAGAGAAGUAUCCGAAAGUGUUCGACGCCUCGAUCGGAAGGAUUGCUAAUGUUCAAGCUAAUCUUCCACUGAAGAAAAACGUUCAGCCGGUAUUUCUAAAGGCACGGAAAAUACCCUUCAAUAUGUUGAAAACUGUUGAAGAUGAAUUAGAGAAACUUGUUGCAGAAGGUGUGCUCACGAAGGUGAAUUCCAGCAAUUGGGCGACGCCUAUUGUUCCUGUGAAGAAGUCGCAAAACCGGGUGAAAAUUUGUGGUGAUUACAAACAGACCGUGAACCCGAACAUUGUGGUGGAUAAGCAUCCAUUGCCUACUGUGAAUGAGUUGUUUGCUUCACUUGCGGGAGGCAAAAAGUUCUCCAAGAUUGAUCUGGUCCAAGCGUACCUGCAGCUUGAGGUGGCUCCGGAGGAUCGUGAAAUUCUCACGCUGUCUACGCAUCGUGGUCUUUAUCGUCCGAAUCGAUUGAUGUACGGUGUCGCGUCGGCUCCAGCCAUCUGGCAGCGACAAAUGGAAGCCAUACUGCAAGGAAUAGAAGGUGUUAGUGUUUUUCUGGACGACAUAAAAAUAACGGGAGAGAACGAUAAAGUUCACUUACGUCGACUGGAGGAAGUAUUACGGCGACUGAAUGAAUGCGGAAUACGAGUCAACAAAGACAAAUGUAAGUUCUUCGUCGACGAGAUUGAGUACUGUGGAUAUUCGAUUGAUAAAGACGGUAUCCACAAGAUCCGGAAGAAGGUGAAGGCAAUUCAGGAGAUGCCUAGACCAAAGAACAGAGAUGAAGUUCGGUCGUUUGUCGGAUUCGUAAACUAUUACGGACGGUUUUUCCAAAACCUGAGUAUGGUCCUGUACCCAUUGAACAACUUACUUAAAAAUGACGUGCCGUUCAGAUGGACCCAACAAUGCGAAGACUCUUUCAGGAAAGUGAAAGAACAAAUGCAAUCCGACAAUUGCCUUGUCCAUUACUCACCAGAAUUGCCACUGCUGCUGGCUACGGACGCUUCGCCCUAUGGGGUAGGGGCUGUGCUCAGUCACGUGUAUCCCGACGGCUGGGAACGACCAAUCCAGUUCGCAUCCCAAACUCUCAAUCGUGUGCAGCAGAAUUACAUGCAAGUGGACAAGGAGGCGUACGCCGUCAUAUUUGGCGUGAAGAAGUUCUUUCAGUACAUAUACGGCCGGAAGUUCGUUUUGCUUACCGACAAUCAAGCUAUUUCGAAGAUAUUCGGGGAACACAAAGGGUUGCCGGUUAUGUCUGCCCUGAGAAUGCAGCAUUACGGUACCUACUUGCAGAGUUUCGAUUAUGAAAUCAGAUUCCGUAAGUCUGUCAAUCAUGCGAAUGCCGACGUCAUGUCGAGAAUUCCGUUGGAGAUAACCGACCCCGAGAACGAGAUUGAAGAAUCCGAUGCGGUGGAGUUGAGUCAAAUCGACACCUUGCCUUUGACAGCCGCCGAAUUAGGCCAAGCAACUGAUGGGGAUCAAUCCGUACAAAAGCUUAUCCAAGGAAUCAAACAUGUUCAGUUGGUGGAAGUAAAGGAUCGCUUUGGACUAGAACAGAACGAGUUUUCACUGCAAAAGGGGUGCUUACUUCGAGGAAUUCGAGUAUACGUGCCUGCCACCCUUCGAAAACGUGUUCUUGAUGAGUUGCAUUCUACCCACUUUGGUGCAACCCGCACGAAGUCGCUGGCAAGGGGAUAUUGCUGGUGGCCGAGAUUGGAUCGGGAUAUUGAGGAAAUAGUAGCGAACUGCACCGACUGCCAGUCGGUACGCGCAGAUCCUGCGAAAAUGAACCUUCAUUGCUGGGAACCACCGAGUAAAUCAUUUCAAAGAGUCCACAUCGACUUUGCGGGUCCAUUCAUGGACACUUAUUUCUUCGUCUACGUGGACGCGUUCAGUAAAUGGCCGGAGGUCCAGAUAUGUAGGUCAAUUACUGCUGAACACACCAUUAAUAUGUGUCGCGAAAUUUUUAGUAAAUUUGGCAUCCCGUCCGUCCUGGUAAGCGACCAUGGCGUCCAAUUUACUUCGGAAAUUUUUCAACAAUUUCUGAAGAUGAAUGGCAUAGUGCACAAAAUGGGUUUGCCGUAUCAUCCGGCAACGAAUGGUCAAGCUGAGCGAUACGUUCAGACCAUCAAGCAGAAGUUGAAGGCAUUGAAGUGCUCAAAGUCUCAGCUAAAUCUGGAGCUAUGCAACAUCUUACUCACUUAUCGCAAAAUGAUUCACCCAUCAACGGGAACAUCACCAUCAAUGCUUGUAUUCGGACGACAGAUCCGUUCGAGACUCGACCUUUUGCUGCCGAAGAAUGAAACUUCAACCAAGGCUGAUAUUGUUGUACGUCAGUUCUUGGAUGGUGACCGAGUUCGCGUACGAGAUUUCUUAUCCAAAAAUAAGUGGAAGUUUGGCAGGAUUGCCGAAAAAAUUGGGAAGCUACGAUAUACUGUUCGAUUGGAUGAUGGGCGAAUCUGGGAACGUCACAUUGACCACAUAGUUGGUGUGGGCGCUAAUCUACAGGAGGUAUCGGUGGACGCUCCUAGGGAGGAGUUCAUUGAAUACCACGAGCCAACUGUUUCUGCUGCGGUUGCUCCUGCGCCUCCGGACCCGGUGGAUGAGGCUACUGGUACAACACCGGUGGUUUCCUGCGGUAAUACUACAACUUCGACACCGGUCCCUGCAGCGGAGCAUUAUUCAGCUGGCGAAGUUGAUCAGCCUACGGCGUGGGAAUCUACACCACAUCUGCGACGAUCCAGUCGUACAGUAAAGGUUCCUUAG